GUUUUUCCGGACCGGCGGUCGUCGACUGGUGGCAGCGUCUUACUCUAGAAUCCUCGCAGGUCGAAAUGGCUCUCCAGCGCCUUGUCACGAGCGUCCGUCGCCUCAUGCAGACUCCGACGUGGAGCAUGUUCCCGCAGGUCCAGAUGGAGCUGGCUGCGCAUGGCGCCUGCGACCACGACCACGACCACGAGGCCGAUGAGCUCAACGACGCGCUCUGGCACGCGUGCCCCAAGUCCAAGGUGACGCCGUCGCGCAAGAAGAUCCGCAACAACGAUCCGUCCAAGCGCCUCAAGAACAUCGUGCACCUCCAGUCGUGCGAGCACUGCGGCACGAAGAAGCUUCGCCACAGACUAUGCAUGGACUGCUUCAAGAAGGGCACGUACUUUACGAGCUAAGCAGGCAUGGAGCAGUAGAUAGAUGAAGACGAGGUCGACGGAAUGCAAUACAGUGACUCCUUCUGACCCAUA
Molecule: messenger RNA, 467 nt
Organism: Saprolegnia diclina VS20
Lineage: Eukaryota; Oomycota; Saprolegniomycetes; Saprolegniales; Saprolegniaceae
Exons: 1
Coding region: 66-395 (109 amino acids)
Biological process (GO): translation
Cellular component (GO): mitochondrial large ribosomal subunit
Molecular function (GO): structural constituent of ribosome
Source: RefSeq, a predicted model, not a curated record